This is a messenger RNA of Sphaeramia orbicularis (orbiculate cardinalfish), 3576 nucleotides long. RefSeq names its product E3 ubiquitin-protein ligase CBL-like. Bases 70 to 420 code for a protein of 116 amino acids. The transcript is spliced from 2 exons. NCBI's taxonomy places the organism in Eukaryota, Metazoa, Chordata, Actinopteri, Kurtiformes, Apogonidae. Gene Ontology annotation, molecular function: protein binding. The record is from RefSeq and is a predicted model, not a curated record.
CCUCCAGCCCCUGCAAAGAGAACUCUGUCAGACGUUACCGGCUCUUCGGUGGCCUUCAGCACCCUCAGCAUGGAUGGAGCAGUAGAGGCCUCAUCGUUUACAAGUGUUGAACGCCCUCCCAAACCUCUACCACGGCGGGCCGACUCAGACCGACAAACUCACCCUUUAAACCAGAACUCCCCUGCUGAUCUGCCAAGUCUCCCUGGUCCUUCAUCCUCUCCUCCUCCUUCUCCGCCUCCUCCUCCUGUGGCCCCUGCGUCCCUGACCCUGAAUGGGGAAAUCGAGUGUCUAAUGUCUCAGGGCUACUCCAUCCAGGACAUCCAGAAGGCCCUGGUGAUCGCCCAGAACAACAUGGAGACAGCCAAGAAUAUCCUGCGGGAGUUUGUCUCCAUCCCCUCUGCAGCACACAUUGCUACAUAACUGCUCUGUGCUUUGUGUUCACUCCGUGCCAUUUACAUUUACCAAGCUCUGUCCUCACAGAAGGGCUCCAAAAGGCUUCAUUUUGAGGAGCAACUCUGGGCUUAUGUCAUUUCAGAAGAAUAACGGCAACAACAUGACUUCUCAUCAUCCAUUGUAGUGGAGGGUGCAGCUCUUCCUUAAAGACUGCUGCAGUAUGUGUUUGAUUUGCUAAAACUUAGAGUAGAAGAUUAAUACCAUUGCCAUGUCUGUGACGGUAACCUUAGCAUGAAGAUUGGAAACAGGCCCAGAUAGCUAGUUUGGCUCUCCAAAGGUAACAAAUGCACCUGCCAUCACCAUUCACUCACUGCUAACUGUAUUUCCAUAAGUUUCCUCAUUUGUCUAAGCUGUAGCAAAACAGUACUUUGUUUUUUCCGUAGUCGUGUGCUACACUGUUUCUUGACUGGGAUAAGAGACUUUCUGGGCCUCUACUGGUCAUCUGGCAGCACCAGAGAAAAGUACUACCAGUUUUUCAGUCUUGAUAUAAUGUUGAUCCAACUGGCUACUGGGUACAGCUUUACAAUAGGGCUGGGCAAUAUGGACACAAAAUCCCAUUUCCAUAUAUUAUGCCUGAAUAGUGAUGUACAAUUCACGUCUUGAAUUUUUUUCUGAUGGGGGUUAAAUUUUCAAUUCUAAGCCAAAGUCAUACGAGAUGCUCAAAAUGACAUGAUAUGUUCCAAACUCCUGUAGGUUUAAGUGGACUAACACUUGAAAUACUGACAAACUCAAAAAACCACUAUAAACAGACAUGUAAACUGUAAUAAAUGUGUUUUUUCACACAACAGGAAAAAAAGCUGCCAAGUAUAUAAAAUUCUGUUUCAUAAUUCUCUGCUCUAAUAUAUUUGUGGCUUGUACUUCAGGAGAUGGGAAUAAUAGUUUGGAGGUUAUUUAAUGUAACAUACUGCUGUGGAGGUAUUUUAGCCAUCUAAAAAAAAAAAAAGCAAAAAAAAAAUUCAAGUUAAGAGUUCACUGCAUUGACAUUGCUUCACAUCAGUGCUAGCUGUCAGACAGCCCUUUACGAUGAAAAUAACACUAAUGCGUGUACUCUUUUUCUUUGACAAAAAGAGUAAUCCUACAACACAGAAUGUAGAAGUUUCUGGUUUGUUUGAACCCAAACUAGCAAGUGACCCCAUGGUGAAUGUGUUACUAACCAGUUAAAACACUGUAUUUGCAUAAAAUAACACAGUCAAAAUAGUGUUGUCAAAGUUAAUGCAUUCAUUUCAAAACUGAAAAGUAAAAGAUAACAAAAUGAACCCAAUUUUGUUUACUCUCUUUGCCAAAUCACCUGUGACCAGUUUUGAGCAGUGUUACUGGCACACUUAUGUGAAGGAGUGUUUUCAAUUACAUUUUAAUAUCAGUUAUUACAAUUCUUAAGACAAAAUUUAAUUAUCCUUAUAACAUCGAUUGUUACAAAUUUGGUUCAGUUUCCAUUAUAGAGUUGGCUGAGAUACCGCGUAAUUUCCCAACACUGGUUCAGACACAUUUGAUAUGUGCCUAGUCAGGACAUUGAAAAUAAUUUGGUGGCAUUAAUGAAACCAUUUCCAUCUGAGACAGAAAAAUCUGUUUUAUUACUUUUUCAUUAAUAUUGACCAUUAUGCCUGUUUGCGUCAUAUCCAAAUUUCUACCAAGUUUGUGUGUCAAAUUAAUGAUCUCCACUUAAAUUGCUUGAAAGCAAAUGCACAAAAAAUUUAAUUUUUAAUAUACUUGUGUAUAGAUUAAGGGGUUAAUCACACAGUAAAUUAUGUUAUUAGUUCAGUAGUAUUUCAGUUGACAGAGCAACAACAAUCAAGGCAGUUGUAGGCAAGUCCUGUGCAAAGUAAAAUUGCUGUUUGUGUGUGAUGCUUUUGAAGAGUACAAAGAACUGUAAUGGUAGGUGCUUGUUAUUUGUAGGUGGCUGAAAUCCCCUUUUCAUUCAUUCACAGCAGUGCUACAUUGUUGGUAACCUCUGGUGUGUAUACUCAUGUCUGUUAUCUGACAGUGCCAUUUUUCACUCACAGUAGGUGAACAUGAGCUGAAAAUUGAGCCUCUGUGUUGGUUCUGUCAAACUGCACAGUUGCAGUUUCACCUCAUGACACUGACAGUUGACUGUUUGCCACACUACUUAAUACACAGUACUCACUUCAGUAGUUGACUUCACUUUUUCACAUACGAGUGUGUCCAUCAGAAUGUAGCAGCUCAUUGUGUGCUGAAUUUCCAUGUUUAUUCUUCUUAAGCCCUGGAGUCAGUGCUGUUUGUAUAAUGUAAAAAUGUUAACGAACUAAUCUCAUAACAUGAAAGGUGUCCAAUUAAUAGGCCAUGAAUUGCUCACUGCACCAAAGAGGAGCUGAUAUGAUGCCAUGUUGUUUAGUUUUUGAAAUCCUAUAAGCUGCACUGACAGCAUUGAGAAGCCAUGGCUGCUCAAUAAAGAGCUGCUAAAAAUCCAAAUAGACUUUCAGACUUUUCUGUCAGUGUAGUUUUUGCCUAUUUUAGCCAUUAUCCAUUUACUAAACUUGCAUACUUCUCACUAAUGCUUCCUUUCACAGUUCCCUAACUACGAAGUAUUUACCUGGUGAAUUAAAACAGGAAAAUAGUGUUGACCAGCCAUAUGGAGUUAAACUGGUUACAACUGCAAUGUACUUUAUUCAGUUUUAAGUAGGUAACUCAUAAUUACACACUUUCUCGGAAAGCAGGUGACUAACUUCUAUGAACGCCUCUGUUAUGGUAUCACUAUAGGUUACAGUUGUCCAAGAUGUAGUUUAUGCAGGCCUUUUUCCCAUUAUUUCAGCUGUAGUGUUUCCCUGCUUAUUUACAUUGCAUCUGGAAAGUUUUCAUAGCUAUACUUUUUAGUUUUUAUUUGACAUUUUUUUGUGUUACAGCCUUAUUCCAAAAUAGAUUAAAUAAAUUAUUUUACUUCAAAAUUCUACACACAAUACUUCAUAAUGAGGCACCAAUUCUGAGAGGUUCUGCAACGAACAGGAGAAACAACCCAAAGUAAGAGUGCUAAGGUUGUAACAUCAUACUCAGGCUGUAUUUACCACCAUGGGUGUAUCGUCAAAACAUUGAGCAAACUCUGUUGGAAUACUUAUGCAUAUGUUAUAAUUUAGUUUUUAUUUUUAAAUAAAUUAGCAAAAGUUUCAAACA